AUGGAUUUGGCUUCUUCUUUUAUUUGUUUCCUUCUAUCUCUACUUGUGAUCUUAGUUCAGGCAAAGGGCAGAAAUGCUUCAACUUGUCCAAAGUCCUUUUCAUGUGGAAAUUUUACAGACCUGAGCUUUCCUUUCUCUCUUUCCACACAACCCGAUUGUGGAAUGAUGUCCAUGUCUGGUUGUGAUGCUAAACCAUAUCCAAGAAUCCAACUAGUUCCUGGAGGAGAAUGGUACUAUGUUUUAGAGAUGCAUAAUUCAUCAGUUUGGAUUGGGGACACGAAGCUUCAAACAACAUUGACGCAACACAAGUGCCAGGCUUUCAACAAAAAUUUCUCCCUUCGAAACUCUCCUUUUAUGUCUUUCCAUAUGAAUAAUCUUAUAAACAUCUUCAAAUGCAUCAGUAGCAGUAAUAAUGUCCAUAACAUUACGCAGAAGAAGAACGAUCAUUUUGUGGGUUAUAAUAUGUACAGUGGCUGUGAAGGCUUUAGCAUAUACUACAAGCUUUCCGAUGAAUACAUAGGAGCAGACAAUAUUCCUACCAACUGUUUACUUGUCAGAUUGCCAAUUCAGUCAACUCAUGGUGAUUUGUUCAACAUGUUAGGUCCCGAAAUUUUUGUAGAAUGGAAACUGUCUGAUGAAUGUAAUGAAUGUCAUUAUGGUGGAGGUCAAUGCCAGAGUGAUAAAACCAACAAAUUUUCUUGUCACAAAGAUGCAAAAACACCUACAGAUAGUACCGAUCAAAGAAAAGAAACAACUGGAAGAAAUAUGGUGGGGCUGAUUGUGGGAACAGUCUUUGGCGGAGUAGGAUCGGUGAUGAUAACUUCUUUAGUUGUAUACAUUAUCUGGCGUUACACAAAGAGGAAAUUUAGUUCAUCCCGCUUCUUCUCGACAAGGAAAUUGUCCAAUAUCCUUAAUCAUGAUGUUGAGGGAGGCAGUAUAUACUUUGGUGUUUCAGUCUUCUCUUAUUCAGAACUUGAAGAAGCCACAGAUGAUUUCAAUUCCUCUAGAGUACUUGGAGAAGGAGGUUAUGGAACUGUUUACUAUGGAAAACUUAAAGAUGGACGGGAGAUUGCUGUAAAGCGCCUCUACGAGCACAACUGCAAGCGAAUGGAGCAGUUUGUAAAUGAAAUUGAUAUCCUUACUAGACUAAGGCACAANAAUUACUAG
Solanum stenotomum is the source of this 1167-nucleotide messenger RNA. RefSeq names its product LEAF RUST 10 DISEASE-RESISTANCE LOCUS RECEPTOR-LIKE PROTEIN KINASE-like 1.1. The transcript has 4 exons. Lineage: Eukaryota; Viridiplantae; Streptophyta; Magnoliopsida; Solanales; Solanaceae. Bases 1 to 1167 code for a protein of 388 amino acids. The record is from RefSeq and is a predicted model, not a curated record. Gene Ontology annotation, molecular function: protein kinase activity; ATP binding. Gene Ontology annotation, biological process: protein phosphorylation.